Molecule: messenger RNA, 894 nt
Organism: Symbiodinium sp. CCMP2456
Lineage: Eukaryota; Dinophyceae; Suessiales; Symbiodiniaceae
Source: the annotation of a GenBank genome assembly
AUGUGGCUGAUGCCGGAAGAGGCUGAAGCCUUCAGGGUGGAUCGCAUUUUCAAUGCCAAGCAGCAGCUUGUUCCGAAGAUUCGAAAGUAUUAUCAGAAGCUGGAGGGCCUCCGAGAUGACCUCCUACUCCAAGUGGAGUUGGCAGCCGGCAGCCGGGUGGAGUUCCGUGCUCGGCCUGCCGAGUGGUUCUCCGGCGUGGACAACAAGUUUGACGGGACAUUUCAGGUCGUGGGCCAAAUGGACGCGAAGUAUGGCUGCACGCCUUACAAGCUGGAGGGGGGCAGCAUCGCUUUGGUCGCCAGAGGGAUCUGCACCUUCGAGCAGAAGGCCCAGAUGGCAAAGGCAGCAGGUGCUAAGGCCAUCAUCGUCUAUGACGAGAAGAUGUCGAAGGCACCCCUGGAGCAGCAGAACAGGACGGGGCGAGUGGCUAGCAAGGGCAUCCAGUCCUACCAGGCCGGAGACGCCCUCAGCGGCGCUUCGAGUGCAGCUCUAGAGAAGGGUAUGACCCUCAUGAUGGGAGACCAGGGCAAGCCAGAUCUGGACGGCUGCAUGAUUACGCGAGCCAAUGGCACGGCGCUUGUGGAUUCCAUCAACAACGGCUUCCAGCCCAAAGUCCUGGACGUGAAGCGGUCCAGGUUUGAAGAUGGCAUCGACCGCUUCAUCAAGAAGGACCUUCCCAAGUUGAGUACGGCAAUGGAUGGCUAUAGCCUCAUCCAGCGCGUGUCCAAGACUGACCCCAACGAACCCAUCGUCAACCAGCUGAAGGCAGACCUGAAGGAGUUUGAAAAGGCUGUGCGGUCGAAAGACUAUGGGGAGAUACGAAAGACAUGGAAGAAGUGGAACUCUGACUUGGAUCCUGACAUUGGCGUUUGGGAUCUGGCUGAAGUCUUCUGA